Molecule: messenger RNA, 618 nt
Organism: Lichtheimia ornata
Lineage: Eukaryota; Fungi; Mucoromycota; Mucoromycetes; Mucorales; Lichtheimiaceae
Exons: 1
Coding region: 1-618 (205 amino acids)
Biological process (GO): chromatin organization; negative regulation of transcription by RNA polymerase II
Cellular component (GO): pericentric heterochromatin
Molecular function (GO): chromatin binding
Source: RefSeq, a predicted model, not a curated record
AUGGAGAAUAUCGUGUUCCCGGCAAUCAAUGAAAAAGUGUUGGCUGUGCUAGAUGGACAAAAGAAAGCCUUCGAUUCAAAGCACCAUAUCGUUGAUUUCCCCGUGAACUGUGAAGUGGUUGUUGUCAUACCCGCAAAAGAGCGUACCAAACUUGACACACCCCAUGAUGGCCCUUAUACGGUUGUUCGAAAGACCAAAGGCGGUAGCUAUGUUCUCAAAGACGUUAGAGGCAAAAUACUUGAUAGAGACUAUGCACCCUCGCAACUCAAACUCAUUUCCCAGGACUAUGAUCUUGACUCACCUUGCGACGAUCUAUACAUAGUUGAUCGCAUCGUAGCUCACAAUAAGAUCGCUCCAGGAACAUACGAGUACCAGGUACGUUGGGAAGGUUAUACACCUGACGAUGACACUUGGGAACCAGAGUCGUCAUUCACCAAUGUGCAGACGAUACACGAUUACUGGAAAAGACUUGGUGAAAAGCCAGAGCAAAAACCAGAGGAGUUGCAGUCCAAAGUCAAGACGCGCAAAAAUGGCGCACCUAGCAAAAGUAGCUCACGGAAGCGGAAGCAACAGCAUCCGAAAAACUCCGUGCGCAAAUCUCAACGUCUCCAACAUUAA